Molecule: messenger RNA, 2747 nt
Organism: Nerophis lumbriciformis (worm pipefish)
Lineage: Eukaryota; Metazoa; Chordata; Actinopteri; Syngnathiformes; Syngnathidae
Gene: coasy
Product: CoA synthase
Biological process (GO): coenzyme A biosynthetic process
Molecular function (GO): pantetheine-phosphate adenylyltransferase activity; dephospho-CoA kinase activity; ATP binding
Source: RefSeq, a predicted model, not a curated record
UUGCGCUUGGACCGUCACGUGAUUACCCAACUACUUCCUUCAUGAUCUCCUUGAUCGAAGUGUGUGUUUUAUCAUUCUGACCGACGUGUACGGUCUCGUUCAACAUUUUCUUUCCGAAGUGUGUUCGCUAAACGACAUUGAGCAGUGGUUCUUCGGUUACCGUGACGACCGCCGCCGGGACAAUGUCGAUGUUCAGCACGGGCGUCCUCGUGCUGACGUCCCCCCUCCACGUGCUCCCCCUGCGCAUUGCUCCGGUACUCACCUCGGCCGCCCAGCUCGUGGAGCGCACCCUCUACGUCCACCUCCACCCCGGGCUCAACCUGGGCGGCGGCGGCCAACCCCGACCUGUCUUCAUCCCGCCCGCCGUGGACCUUUCCACCCUUAUCACCCGCCUCUACAGCAACGCCGCCGACGUCUGCGCCCACUUGGACGUCCGCGUUUUGCUCACCAACGUCCACGCACCUCCAGCUGCUAGCGGCGGGAGUGGCCCCUUCCCCACGCCGCAGUACCUCACCCAUUCCCCGGAGGUGCUGCUCACGGACUUUCCUCUGCAGGACCCGGCUCAGUCCCACCAGGUGACCCAGUGUCUGCAGAAGUACACGGGACACUGCUACGUGUGCAGCCCUGCGCUUCCGUCAGUGCUGCUCCACCCGCAGAUAGUGAAGCUGCAGGGGGAGCAGGAGGCGGGGCUUAAAGAGCCUGAAGAAAAGGUAAAACCGUUGGAGACGUACACUGACGUGGUGGUCGGCGGCACCUUUGACCGCCUCCACGGGGCCCAUAAGACCCUCCUCAACAUGUCAUGCUUGCUCGCCACCAGACGCUUCCUCAUUGGUGUGUGUGACCAAGGAAUGCUGAAAAAAAAGGUGCUAAAGGAGCUCAUCCAGCCGUACUCGAUAAGAGUCCAAAAACUACACGAGUUCCUGCGGGACGUCAAGCCCUCGCUGCAGGUGGAGAUCGUGCCUCUCGACGACCCGCUAGGGGUGUCGGUGGUGGACCCCCUGCUGCAGUGCAUUGUAGUCAGCGAGGAGACGCGAAGGGGCGGGGAAGCUGUCAACAGGAAACGUAUCGAGAACGGUCUUCCAGCUCUGGUUCUUCAUGAGAUCCAGUUGCUAAAGGAUGCGCAUCACUCCGAAACUGAGGAGGAGAAGAUCAGCUCUUCCAGCCUGCGCACCCGUCUGCUGGGAACCCUCCUCGCCUCACCUAAAGCCAAGCCUCAUCUCCCUAUCCAUCCCUAUGUAAUCGGACUGACGGGCGGGAGCGGCAGCGGGAAAACCUCCGUCGCCAAACAGCUGGAGGCCUUUGGCGCCGUGCGGAUCGACUGCGACAAACUGGGCCAUCAAGUGUACGAGGCCGGUACUGGAGCCUACCAAAAAGUUCUAGAAGAGUUCGGAUCAGAUGUUCUGAAUGACGAUGAGACCAUCAACAGGCGAGCAUUAGGGAGGAAGGUGUUUGGAAAGCAGGAGAGGUUAAAAGCGCUCACAGACAUUGUGUGGCCUGAGAUCGCGCGUCUCGUUAAGGAUGCAAUCAGCCAAGCCAGAAAUGAAGGUAAAGACGUUUGUGUGGUGGAUGCAGCGGUUCUUCUGGAAGCGGGCUGGACAUACAUGGUCCACGAGGUCUGGGUGACCAUCAUUCCCGAGGAGGAGGCAUUUUUAAGGAUAACUAAGCGAGAUGGCGUGACAGCGGAAGAUGCAGAGCGCCGCCUUCAGAGCCAGUGGUCCAACAGCAAACUACUCGAGCACGCCAACGUGGUCCUCAGCACGCUGUGGGAACCCGAAGUCACCCAUAAACAGGUAAUAAAAGCGUGGAAUCUUCUCCAGAAGAGAAUCCUGGAGACACGACAGUAGGAUGACGCUCAAACGGUAUAACACUUCAGUGCCUCAAAUGUUGUCUUUUUUUUUUUUUAAUACAAUUAUUUUAUCAUGCAUACGAAAAACAGUUGGGCUGGGAUUCUUUUUUGGCGUUUUAGACAAACAUUUUGUUUGUUCCUGGUUCUGCUCCAGCCUGCUUUCUUGUUCAUCCCAAGCAUUCUUUUAUGGACCUUUGCCUAAAAAGGACUUUUCCCCUAAUGUUGGGGGCAUACAAGUUUCCUAAAGUCACAAAAUGUGUCGAAUCAACACUUAAUGGCUAAUUCAACGCUGAUUACUGGGAUAUUUUGCUCACGUUUUGGAGAUCUGUGCACUUUUCAUGUGAUCGUGUAAAUAUGCAGCACAGAAAAGGAACUGGGCCCACAAAAGUGAGAGCAUACGUUUGCUAAAAGGUGACAAAAAGUGUUUAAAAAUGACGAAUCAAGGAAUAAUGGCUAUUAAUUUAACACUGAAUAUCGGGAUAUUGUGUAGUCACAUCUAGACAUGUGCACUUUUCAAGUGAUCGUGUAAAUAUGCAGCACCGGACCACAGAAAAGGAACUGGGCCCACAAAGUUGAGAGCAUGGUUGCUAAAAGGUGACAAAAAGUGUUUAAAAAUGAUGAAUCAAGGAAUAAUGACUAAUAAUUUAACACUGAAUAUUGGGAUAUUAUGUAGUCACAUCUAGAUAUGUGCACUUUUCAUGGUCUUGAGGGAGAAAACUGUACGAUUUUGCAUUUUUAUGAUUUGGGGAUUUUCGAAAUAAGCUUUUUUGUUUAGGUAAUUGUAAUUGGUGUGAGAAAUUCCAAGCCAUUUAAUCAAAUGUCACGUGCAAUCUCCUGUUACAUGUAUGUAUUAGUUUUGCAUGGUCUUCAAAAAAACAACAAAUAUAUUUCUCUCUCAAAU